Molecule: messenger RNA, 2333 nt
Organism: Notolabrus celidotus (New Zealand spotty)
Lineage: Eukaryota; Metazoa; Chordata; Actinopteri; Labriformes; Labridae
Exons: 3
Coding region: 692-1639 (315 amino acids)
Biological process (GO): positive regulation of canonical NF-kappaB signal transduction; positive regulation of cytokine production
Source: RefSeq, a predicted model, not a curated record
AUGUUGGGGUGGAACCAUGGGGUGGCCAGUCAGAUUUCAAAGGAGGGGGUCAUGAUCCGCCCCUGCUGUACGUGUACAGGGAAAAGGUUAACAGUGUAGCCCCAAGUCAUGAAGGCUUUAUUACUUUAUUAUCUGGAUGAUUUUUUUGUUUGUUUUUAAUGAAGUGAAAUCUAAGUGUAUUAAGUUCAACCCCCGGACACUGUUUUGAUGGGACUCAACCAAAGUCAAAGUAAUAAAGACAAAGUCAUCACAUGGUUCCACGGAUUCAGAAAAUACUGCGCAUUCUCAAUAACUCUGCUUAAAGGUGAAGCCUCUUCAUGUGACCUGUGUUAUGAAACAUCCAUCUAUUGUUUGAGGGCUAAACAAAUAGCACCUCCACUUUCCAGCAUCCCGCUCUGGGCUACAUACCAGCAGUGAAUACCUCUGACAGGUGAUAUGCUCGCUCACACUUCCAGCGGUUUCAUGGCUCACGCUGCGCUUCUGCGGCAGGUUUUCCACUCAUGAUCAUGUUUUAUUGUGGCGUGUUCAGGAAUAUAACGCUUGUGCUCCACUGUAAGUCGACAAGAGAGGGAGAUUUACAGCUGUGUGGUUUUCCAACUGGAGUCCAACUUCUAAAGUGGCUUUACGCACGAGCUCUUUUCCAUCCAGAGCCACAGAUCUGUGCGCUGGGCAGUAAUCUCUGCGCGGUGGGAUGGCGGAGGAAAUACUCAACGAUUCCCUCCCAGAUCUUAAAGAGCUGGAAAAUAAGGUUGGCAGGAAAACACCAGAAAGUCUUUUGAUGUGGAUGAGGGAUGCUGCGGAUCGUGAAGAUGGCUGGAGGUCUGAUGAGGUGGAUAGAAGUGAGAGCAGAAUUAUCCUCAGUGAUAAUUUUUCUGAAAAGAUCAACAACUUGAAACAAGAAAUGAAGUGGCUGCGUUCUGCUGAUGUGAGGAUCCUGAGGCAGCUGGUGGCUGUGCAUGAAGGGAUCGAGGCCAUGCGUUGGCUGAUGGAGGAGCGGGACGCUUUAGUGAGCCGGGGCAGCAGCCUGACAGGCAGCCUGAGCAGCUUAGUGACUGUGGAGGAGCCUGGGCCUUUCAUGUCCCCAUGCAGAGAAAACCUGAGUCCUACUCAGAAUAUGACUGAACCCUUCAGUGAUGAGUGUGCAGAUCACCAACCACUCACUGACCAUGAUGAGUCAAACCACAGGAGCUACUGCAACAUGCUGAGCUCUGAAUCUACUGAAGCAAGGCCUUCAAGUCCUUCCACCUCCACGUUCGAAGAGAUUUGUUUCACACAGAGCAGAAACGAUCAGUUAUCCUCCAGUCCUGCAAACUGUUAUGAUAGUAGCGAUUUAUCAAAACCACAACCAUCGGACUCAAAUGUAGCUUCUUUAAGAAGAUCUAGUGGUGACACCAUCAGGAGAGCUCUGCUCAGGUCAAGCAGGGUAAGAAGAGAAGUGAGAGCAGAUUCUGAUAUUUUUACCAGCAGUGAACAAUCAGAGGAGAAACAGACAGAGCAACAAACUCAGGAGAGUUUCACGGACAAUCGGAACAAUACAGUGGAGGAGGAAGAGAGUGCACCAGAUAAAGAGACAAUGUUGUUGGGCUAUGAUGCUCAGUGGUGCUGGGUGGAGUCACAGGACGACGUUACUUUUCUAUGAUUUUGAUAUAUGACCUUGGUGUGUAGCGAUUUCCUUAAAAGUUAAAUGCCAGUUAUGAAGUGGGAUUCUAAAAGCAUGUUGACACUGAUUAAUGAAUGAUAGUUCAAAAUACAUGAUUGUGACCACUGUUUAUAUUUGACUAUACUCUCUGUCUCUGCUACUGGAAAGGAUUUAUGAUGUUUGAACCUUUUUUUACUUGCCAGUGUAUCUUAUGAAUUUUGAAGGAAAUCCAACAGGAAAUUAUAAUUUAAAGAGAAGCAAAUAUUCUGUCCUAUUUUGUCAGUAUAUUUAAUUUUUUUACACACUGGGCACUCCAGUUUCAAACUUUAGGUUGUCUUAAUCAGUGGGUCUUCUGUCAAUCUUAAGAUUUGUUGAUUUAUUUAAAAAAAAAAAAAAGAUAAUGCAGUUUAUGAUAUUUUAUACUUAUUUCUCAAAUAUUUUCAAGCAUCCUUGAAAAUGUUAAUUAUUGUGAAAGUUAUGCAACAACAAACCCCCAAAGAGCUGUGCUUACAAUGAAUAGAGCUUUUAUUGAUGCGUCUGCUUGUUCCCCAAAAAGACUCAAAAGUAUAAAUGAACCGAAUAAAUGUGUGCAUAUGUGACAGAAGAUGUUGUUGUAUUUCGGACCAUUGUAACACUGAUAUAAAUCUUAAUCAUGACGGCUCUGUGCAGGUUGAAAUAAAGACAUUUAAGCGGG